AUGACCUCUCACAGCUCAAAUGAUGUUGAGAUUUGGAUUUUAGGCACAGGAACUGCUGCACUCGCUUCAGCACUCUUCCUUCUCAAGUAUAAUUCCAUCAAGCCCUUUAAUAUCCAUCUGUUGGACUCUCAUUCUUCAGUUGACCAGGUUUUACAUUAUCCUGGCAACUCAGGCACAGGAUAUGACCAAUUUGCGGGGUGCUUGCCGGUACCAAUCGGUGCACCUCUAAGAGACCUUCUUUCAUCAAUCCCAUCUUCUCAAAAUUCAAGGAUAUCUAUCUUUGAAGAGAUUAAUAAUCGACAAAAGCAGAGAUAUCCAGUCAAUCAUAAUCAAAGAACAUGUUUUGUGAUUAAAAAAAAUGAUUCCCUAGAACAAAUCUCAACAGACCAUCUGAAUUUAAGCAUUAGGCAGCGUCUAAAGCUUUUAUUCUUCAUGCUUAAGUCUGAAGACAGCUUAGGCAGAAGUCAAAUUCGGGAGCACUUCUCCGAGAAGUUUUUCAAAAGUAUCUUCUGGGCUGUCUGGUCAGCGCAAUUUUGCUUCCAACCUUGGCAUAGUGCAACAGAAUUCAAAAACUCUCUAAAGCAGUAUUUGCAUGAGUUUCAAGGAUUGAGUAUUUUGAACUGUCUCGAUAUCACUGGUUACUACCAACACGAAUGUAUAUUUCUUCCCAUUUAUCAUUAUCUCCGAAGUUUAGGCGUGGACUAUCUGUUCAACGCGAAGGUCAAAGAGAUAUCUUUCGCCAUUGUUGGUCACGAUCUGAAGCCACAAAGGUUGAGCUUUUCACACCGCGAACACAUUGUCACGAGAAACAUUGGUCCGAACGAUUGCCUUAUAGCCGCGCUUGGAUCGACCGUCUCAGGCUCUCAAAAAGGUACAAAUAGCCAGCCGCCUCAAUGGAACUCAAUCUGGUCAAAUGAUAAUCUUGAUGAUAACUGGUCGCUAUGGUUGGAACUUGGCAACAAGGACAGGACCUUUGGUGAUCCAUACAAUUUCUGCGCCCGUCAAUCGGAGUCAAUGUUAGAAUCUUUCACCAUUACCACGGAGGAUACGGUACUAUUUCAGGAUUUUGAAGCCAUUACUCGACAGAAAUCUCAGGCUGGGACUUAUAUAUCCUUGCAAGAAAGCUCUUGGAAACUGGUUCUCUGCGUUCCCCUACAACCAGUUUUUGCAGAUCAGCCAAGGAAUGUACGGGUUCCGAUGUUACAUUGCUCGGGAUCUGAACUAUUGACCGAAAUAUGUAGGCACCUUGGCCUGACUCAUGAAUCCGCAAGACAUCGUACUAUAACCAUCCCCCGUGUCAUGCCACGAAUGAGUGCAGCAUAUUUAACACGCCAAUCCAGUGAUCGCCCUUGCACGAAACCGAAAGCUACUUCAAACAUUGGUUUGAUUGGUCAAUUUGUUGAUCUUCCACCAUACACCGCUGUCGACUUAAGCUAUGGUAUCCGUACAGCUGAAGCAGCUGUGUCCCAGCUUCUCGAUUCUGCUAUUUCAGACCCUGAGAGAAAAGUCUUCUUUGGUACGUAG
Aspergillus uvarum CBS 121591 is the source of this 1524-nucleotide messenger RNA. Its product is annotated as 67 kDa myosin-cross-reactive antigen like family protein. The transcript has 4 exons. Gene Ontology annotation, molecular function: FAD binding; oleate hydratase activity. Bases 1 to 1524 code for a protein of 507 amino acids. Gene Ontology annotation, biological process: fatty acid metabolic process. The record is from RefSeq and is a predicted model, not a curated record. NCBI's taxonomy places the organism in Eukaryota, Fungi, Ascomycota, Eurotiomycetes, Eurotiales, Aspergillaceae.